Messenger RNA from Arabidopsis thaliana (thale cress), 2364 nucleotides. RefSeq names its product extensin proline-rich 1 (gene EPR1). The transcript has a single exon. The record is from RefSeq and is marked reviewed. Gene Ontology annotation, cellular component: primary cell wall. NCBI's taxonomy places the organism in Eukaryota, Viridiplantae, Streptophyta, Magnoliopsida, Brassicales, Brassicaceae. The coding region runs from base 1 to 2286 and encodes 761 amino acids.
AUGAGAGUCCCACUAAUAGAUUUCUUGAGAUUCUUAGUACUCAUUCUUUCUCUUAGUGGUGCUUCAGUUGCUGCAGAUGCAACGGUGAAGCAAAACUUUAAUAAGUAUGAGACUGAUAGUGGUCACGCACAUCCGCCACCAAUUUAUGGUGCCCCACCCAGCUACACAACACCACCACCACCAAUUUACAGUCCUCCCAUAUAUCCACCACCAAUACAAAAGCCUCCGACUUAUAGUCCUCCCAUAUAUCCACCACCAAUACAAAAACCUCCCACCCCAACUUAUAGUCCUCCCAUAUAUCCACCACCAAUACAAAAGCCCCCGACACCAACUUACAGUCCUCCCAUUUAUCCACCACCAAUACAAAAGCCUCCGACCCCAACUUAUAGUCCUCCCAUAUAUCCACCACCAAUACAAAAGCCUCCGACACCAAGUUAUAGUCCUCCUGUUAAACCACCUCCGGUACAAAUGCCUCCUACACCAACUUAUAGUCCCCCUAUAAAACCACCACCAGUACAUAAGCCUCCGACACCAACUUACAGCCCCCCUAUAAAACCACCAGUGCAUAAGCCUCCGACACCAAUUUACAGUCCUCCAAUCAAGCCACCACCAGUGCACAAGCCUCCGACACCAAUUUAUAGUCCUCCGAUCAAACCACCACCAGUGCACAAGCCUCCAACACCAACUUAUAGUCCCCCGGUCAAGCCACCGCCAGUGCAUAAACCUCCAACACCAAUAUAUAGUCCUCCAAUCAAGCCACCACCAGUGCACAAGCCUCCAACACCAAUUUACAGUCCCCCUGUUAAACCACCACCUGUGCAAACGCCUCCAACACCAAUAUACAGUCCUCCUGUAAAGCCACCACCAGUGCAUAAGCCUCCAACACCGACUUACAGCCCUCCAGUAAAAUCACCUCCCGUUCAGAAGCCUCCUACCCCUACUUAUAGUCCUCCGAUUAAGCCACCACCAGUGCAAAAGCCUCCAACACCAACUUAUAGUCCACCAAUUAAACCGCCACCAGUGAAGCCUCCAACUCCAAUAUACAGUCCACCUGUGAAGCCACCACCAGUACAUAAGCCUCCUACACCAAUUUAUAGCCCACCUGUCAAGCCACCACCAGUGCAUAAGCCUCCAACACCAAUUUACAGCCCUCCAGUAAAACCACCUCCCAUUCAGAAGCCUCCUACCCCUACUUAUAGUCCUCCGAUUAAGCCACCACCACUUCAAAAGCCUCCAACACCAACUUAUAGUCCACCAAUUAAACUGCCACCAGUGAAGCCUCCAACUCCAAUAUACAGUCCACCUGUGAAGCCACCACCAGUACAUAAGCCUCCUACACCAAUUUAUAGUCCACCUGUCAAGCCACCACCAGUGCAUAAGCCUCCAACACCAACUUAUAGUCCACCAAUUAAACCCCCACCAGUGAAGCCCCCAACACCCACAUACAGUCCACCUGUUCAGCCACCACCAGUGCAAAAACCGCCAACACCGACUUAUAGUCCACCUGUCAAGCCACCGCCAAUACAAAAACCACCGACGCCGACUUACAGUCCACCUAUUAAACCACCACCAGUGAAGCCUCCGACACCAACAUAUAGUCCUCCAAUCAAGCCACCACCAGUUCAUAAGCCUCCGACACCAACUUACAGUCCACCUAUCAAGCCACCUCCAAUUCAUAAACCUCCGACACCAACUUACAGUCCACCUAUCAAGCCACCACCAGUGCAUAAGCCUCCGACACCAACUUACAGUCCACCUAUCAAGCCACCACCAGUGCAUAAGCCUCCGACACCAACUUACAGUCCACCUAUCAAGCCACCACCAGUGCAUAAGCCUCCGACACCAACUUACAGUCCACCUAUCAAGCCACCACCAGUGCAUAAGCCUCCGACACCAACAUACAGUCCUCCUAUCAAGCCACCACCAGUUCAUAAGCCUCCGACACCAACAUACAGUCCACCUAUCAAGCCACCACCAGUGCAAAAGCCUCCUACCCCAACUUAUAGCCCUCCAGUAAAGCCACCACCAGUACAAUUGCCUCCAACCCCAACUUAUAGCCCUCCCGUAAAACCACCACCAGUACAAGUGCCUCCAACCCCAACUUAUAGCCCUCCCGUAAAACCACCACCAGUACAAGUACCUCCAACACCAACUUAUAGCCCUCCCAUAAAACCACCACCGGUACAAGUGCCUCCAACACCAACUACUCCAUCACCUCCCCAAGGUGGAUACGGUACUCCUCCUCCAUAUGCAUAUCUAUCGCAUCCUAUAGACAUAAGGAACUAGGUAAACAAGAUACAGUACAUAUAUUUCCUCAAGGAUCGCCAAAUAGGCUUUCUAGCACAAGAGAGAUGUAUGUUAAAG